Messenger RNA from Drosophila mauritiana, 273 nucleotides. RefSeq lists its product as uncharacterized. The record is from RefSeq and is a predicted model, not a curated record. NCBI's taxonomy places the organism in Eukaryota, Metazoa, Arthropoda, Insecta, Diptera, Drosophilidae. The transcript has a single exon. Bases 1 to 273 code for a protein of 90 amino acids.
AUGGUCUCGUUGAAGUUUAUUUUGCUGCUUUUGGCCUUAUACUAUUUUCUAGACGGUGUUUCGGCCGUGACCUGUGAUCUUGCCCCCACAGAUGCCAGCUGCAUUGACUGUCGGGUUUACCCCACCCACAUCGAGUGCUUGCAGAGACUUUGGGCGCCAACUACAACUGCAGCGCCACUGAUCGUAGCCACCACCAGGAGGUCCCGAAUCGGCAGGAUUCGCAACUUCUUCAGCAGUUUUCUCACACGAGUCAGAAGUAAAAGUUGGUUCUGA